AUGACCUCGGUGCGAGCCUCAAGUCUGUUUCAGAUCUGCGCCUCACCUGCCUCCGAGAAGACUUGGGCUUCUCUUCUCGGCACAGCCUUCGAGAUCGGAAGCGGGCGCGAUUCGCCUAGUGUCUCAAGCCUGCAGGAAGCUGAAAGGGCCGAAACGAGGCUUUCUUGCGAUCUGAAAGAACAUCGAUAUCUCAGGGCUGCUCGCGGCCUGCGAGAAGGGGAGGAUGUGUGCAAGAGUCCUCUCUAUCAGCCCAACAUGACCCUGGCAUGUGGUCCAGAACUUGCAAGUACCAAUCUCUCUCUUUUCCUUGUCAUCCACCAUCAUUACCUUUCUCCUAGUUUGCGCCCUCCGGAGUCCGCACUAAGCCUACCUGCGUCCCUAUCGCGUAACCUCCGUCACCUCCCAUCGCGAAACCACAUCGAAGAACAUCACACCUACUCCCCAUCUCCCAACCUACCAGGCCCAGCAACUCUCCUCACACCAUCCAUCCUGAAUCUGCCUCCCAGCAUGUCCGCCUCCCCCUUCGCCAACUUCGCGUGGCAGCGCGAGCUCUCCCCCGCAUUCGGAUUCGAUAGCGACGAGGACAGUAACGACAGUCUCGGACUGGGCGAGACGGCCGCCACGUACAACACCAGUCGCGUGGAUCAGCAGGCGGAGAAGGAGCUGGUUUCCGCGUUUUCGGAUGACUCGUCGGAUGAUGAUGACGGGGAAGGGUCUGGGGAUGGAGAAAGUGUGGGGGGAGACGAAGAUGGUGCCGAUGACAAUAAGGACAACGAUAAAGAGGACGGAGGGGAGAAGGAGGAUGGCGCGGACGAUGACGCCGAGGAUAAGGCGUCUGAGGACAAGGAGGACAAGCCAGCGGAAAAUGAGGGAGGUGAGGAGGAAGAUGGCGAGAGCGAUGAUGAAGAAGCGGACAAGGAGAGCACCGAAAGCAAGGAAGACGAAGAUGAGGAGGAAGCUGGCUCUGGCGAUGAGGAAGAGGAGUCCGAGGAUGGGCAAGGUGAUGGAGGCGCGGCAGAUGACGGGUCAGAGGAGGUGGAGAUCAGCAUUGCGGCCGACGGGGAUAGUAGCCCUGUUGAUGAUGAGUUCCCGCAUGACGUGGACGAGAAGGACGAGUUUGAUCUCACCGUCAAUGCCUAA
Messenger RNA from Dioszegia hungarica, 1140 nucleotides. RefSeq lists its product as uncharacterized. The transcript is spliced from 4 exons. Lineage: Eukaryota; Fungi; Basidiomycota; Tremellomycetes; Tremellales; Bulleribasidiaceae. The record is from RefSeq and is a predicted model, not a curated record. The coding region runs from base 1 to 1140 and encodes 379 amino acids.